This is a messenger RNA of Neurospora tetraspora, 1217 nucleotides long. Its product is annotated as peptide methionine sulfoxide reductase MsrA. NCBI's taxonomy places the organism in Eukaryota, Fungi, Ascomycota, Sordariomycetes, Sordariales, Sordariaceae. The coding region runs from base 315 to 926 and encodes 203 amino acids. The record is from RefSeq and is a predicted model, not a curated record. Gene Ontology annotation, molecular function: peptide-methionine (S)-S-oxide reductase activity. The transcript has 2 exons.
UGUGUGUGCGGGUCGGCCUGCAUCCGUCGUGGCAGUCGGCGUAGCGUUCGUCGUCGAGCUGGGGCUCGGUGCGGGCGGGCUGCCGCUCCACUGUCGGUCGGGAACCUCGAGCGCCGUAGUGGAGGCACCCCCCUCAACCGACGUAACAUCCCCAAAAAGAGCGCAUUUAAAAUUUGCAGACGACGCCAUCUCCAUUCUAUCUUUCGUCAUCCACCUCGGUCCACUUAUUACUCAGCCCUACGAAGCUUCAUAAAGCUCCCGACCUCCAUCCAUCAGCUUCGCGAUCCCCAGUCCCAUUCCGAACAACGUAACAUAUGUCUUCGCUCCUCGGUCGCAUCUUCCGUUCCCUCAACACCCAGACCUUAAAAAUGUCCACCACCACCUUCCCUUCCAGCCCCGUCCACGUCCCCGAGGGCGCCGAGAAGGCCACCGUCGCCGCCGGCUGCUUCUGGGGCGUUGAGCACCUCUACCGCAAGCACUUUGCCGACAAGGGUCUUUACGAUGCGCGCGUCGGCUACAUUGGCGGUGACGCCUCCAACCCCUCCUACAAGCAAGUUUGCUCUGGCAACACUGGCCACGCCGAAGCGACCCUCCUGAUCUACGAUCCCACCCGUCUCUCCUACACCCAGCUCCUCGAGUUCUUCUACAAGAUGCACGACCCCACGACGCACAACAUGCAGGGGCCCGAUGUCGGCGCGCAGUAUCGCAGCGGUAUCUUCUACCACAACGAUGAGCAGAAGAAGGUUGCGGAGGAGAUCACAAAGAAGGCCAACGAGCAGUGGUGGGGUGGCAAGAUCGUCACCGAGAUCCUCCCGGCCAAGGAGUGGUGGGAUGCUGAGGAGUAUCACCAGCUGUACUUGGUGAACAACCCCGAUGGGUAUGAGUGCCCCAGUCACGUCUUGCGCAAGUUCCCUGAACUCAAGUAGGCGCUCGGGUCUUGAGCAAUUGUGCCGCGCCCAGCGCGCAUAGAACCGAGUUUUGGGUAGCAGAAAUGCGCCAAGCUCAACCUGGGGAUGACAUUCGGGCAGGAUCCGGAUGAGAGAUGAUGGGAUGGUAAUUCAACACAGCGGGAUCCCGGACAGCAUACACGGCAUGGACGGAUUUAACAUACAAGCGACAACAUUGCAUCAGACGGCGUUUGGGACGGAAGGAAGAUCUUGGGUUUUGUCGUUUUUUAUUGGGAGUUUCUUGAGAUAUCUAGAUAUACAAGUGGAAUA